UCUGCGCGUGGGCGGGGAGCCCCGACCCUCGCCGGGGCCACGUCAAUCUAGGUGCUCGGCGCUCUACUGAUCCGGCCCCCGGGAGUGGGCGGGCACGUUUGCCUCGGAUUGUCUAACAGGCGUAGGAGAGAGCCAAUGGCGUGGCUCACAGCUCCACCCCUUCUAUUCGAUUGGCCGGCGCCGAAAAGCCGGGCGUGAGAGCCGCAGCCUCUGGAGGGAGCCGCAGCGGGUCUCUCCCUCACUCACUCUCCGCGCUUCCCCGCUCUUCGGUUCUGCUCUGUCCGCCGCCAUGGCCCAAGCUGACAUAGCGCUGAUCGGAUUGGCCGUCAUGGGCCAGAACUUAAUUCUGAACAUGAAUGACCAUGGCUUUGUGGUCUGUGCUUUUAAUAGGACUGUCUCCAAAGUUGAUGAUUUCUUGGCCAAUGAGGCAAAGGGAACCAAAGUGGUGGGUGCUCAGUCCCUGAAAGAGAUGGUCUCCAAGCUGAAGAAGCCGCGGCGGAUCAUCCUCCUGGUGAAGGCUGGGCAAGCUGUGGAUGAUUUCAUCGAAAAAUUGGUACCAUUGUUGGACACUGGUGACAUCAUCAUUGAUGGAGGAAAUUCUGAAUAUAGGGACACCACAAGACGGUGCCGAGACCUCAAGGCCAAGGGAAUUUUAUUUGUGGGGAGCGGAGUCAGUGGUGGAGAGGAAGGGGCCCGGUAUGGCCCAUCGCUCAUGCCAGGAGGGAAUAAAGAAGCGUGGCCCCACAUCAAGACCAUCUUCCAAGGCAUUGCCGCAAAAGUAGGAACUGGAGAACCCUGCUGUGACUGGGUGGGAGAUGAGGGAGCAGGCCACUUCGUAAAGAUGGUGCACAACGGGAUAGAGUAUGGAGACAUGCAGCUGAUCUGUGAGGCAUACCACCUGAUGAAAGACGUGCUGGGCAUGGCGCAGGACGAGAUGGCCCAGGCCUUUGAGGAUUGGAAUAAGACAGAGCUAGACUCAUUCCUGAUUGAAAUCACAGCCAAUAUACUCAAGUUCCAAGACACCGAUGGCAAACACCUGCUGCCAAAGAUCAGGGACAGCGCGGGGCAGAAGGGCACGGGGAAGUGGACCGCCAUCUCCGCCCUGGAGUACGGCGUACCCGUCACCCUCAUUGGAGAAGCUGUCUUUGCUCGGUGCUUAUCAUCUCUGAAGGAUGAGAGAAUUCAAGCUAGCAAAAAGCUGAAGGGUCCCCAGAAGUUCCAGUUUGAUGGUGAUAAGAAAUCAUUCCUGGAGGACAUUCGGAAGGCCCUCUAUGCUUCCAAGAUCAUCUCUUAUGCUCAAGGCUUUAUGCUGCUAAGGCAGGCAGCUACCGAGUUUGGCUGGACCCUCAAUUAUGGUGGCAUUGCCCUAAUGUGGAGAGGGGGCUGCAUCAUCAGAAGUGUAUUCCUAGGAAAGAUAAAGGAUGCAUUUGAUCGAAACCCGGAACUUCAGAACCUCCUACUGGACGACUUCUUUAAGUCAGCUGUUGAAAACUGCCAGGACUCCUGGCGGCGAGCAGUCAGCACUGGGGUCCAGGCUGGCAUUCCCAUGCCCUGUUUUACUACUGCCCUCUCCUUCUACGAUGGGUACAGACAUGAGAUGCUUCCAGCCAACCUCAUCCAGGCGCAGCGGGAUUACUUCGGGGCUCACACCUAUGAACUGUUGGCCAAACCAGGGCAGUUUAUCCACACCAACUGGACAGGCCACGGUGGCAGUGUGUCAUCCUCGUCAUACAAUGCCUGAUGGUGCUGCUCCUGUCACCCUCCACGAUUCCACAGACCAGGACAUUCCAUGUGCCUCAUGGCACUGCCACCUAGCCCUUUGCCCUAUUUUCUGUUCAGAUCUUUUUUUAAAGUGUUGUUAGAGACUCCUGAGGAAGACACACAGUUUAUUUGUAAAGUAGCUCUGUGAGAGCCACCGUGCCCUCUGCCCUUGCCUCUUGGGACUGAGCAGGAGCUGCUCAUGUGCGUGAGAGUGGGAACCAUCUCCUUGCGGCAGUGGCUUCCGCCUGCCCCAUGUGCUGGUGCGGUUCCCAUCACGCAGUCGGGAAGGAUGUUUGUGCACUCGGAUCAACUGGAACCUCUAUCAUGCGGCUGAAUUCCCUUUUCCCUUUACUCAAUAAAAGCUACAUUAGACUGAUGCUCUUUCUCCAGAUUCUUAGUCUCGCCUCGGCCGCAUGGAGCCAUUAUCCCCAUUGGCAGAAAGAUUUUUCUUUAAAAACAAAGACUAGAAUAACAAGAAACACCACAUUUAGGAUCAUGCUUCACUCGGAGGUGGCAGGCAGGGAGGGCGCACCAGAGGCUGUAAUACACUGGGCGUGUUCUCUUUCUCCAGUUGGGCAGUGGGUACGUGGAUGUUCACUGUAACGUGCUUUUUCUUUCGUCUUUUUUUUUUUUUUUCCUGCUCCUGGCAAGCUGUGCGUGACAUUCGUUAUGCCUUUUUGUAUGUCAAAUACUUCAUAAUAAACUUUCUAGAGAAUUACGCUUUAA
Messenger RNA from Macaca mulatta (Rhesus monkey), 2487 nucleotides. RefSeq names its product phosphogluconate dehydrogenase (gene PGD). Gene Ontology annotation, molecular function: phosphogluconate dehydrogenase (decarboxylating) activity; NADP binding. The record is from RefSeq and is a predicted model, not a curated record. Gene Ontology annotation, biological process: pentose-phosphate shunt. Lineage: Eukaryota; Metazoa; Chordata; Mammalia; Primates; Cercopithecidae.